CAUUUGAAGUAGAAGUUAUCCACAGAGCCAAAAGCAAAGUAAACGUUGGAAGAAAGAAGCUUAAGUUGUUGUCUCUUUGACGCUCCCUGAUUUUUGUCUAUACAAGUAUUUUAUUUUUAAAAAAAGAUGGCGGAAAACAGAGCCACUAAAUCUGGUUUAGCAGCCGAAGCUCAUAGCAAAAUUCAAGCUAAAUAUGAUGUAGAAUUAGCCGGCGAAUUGUUGAGAUGGUUAAAAGAUGUUAUGGACAUAGACAUUGAUACUGAUGGCAAUCCGGAUAAUCUCUAUGCCAUCUUAAAAGAUGGACAAGUUCUAUGCAGGUUGAUCAACAUCUUCCAACCGGGUAGUAUUCCCGAGAAAAAAAUUAAUAAUACAAAAAUGGCAUUCAAAUGCAUGGAGAACAUUAAUAACUUCUUAGAGCAUGCCCGCAGAUUAGGAGUACCUGCGGAAGAAACUUUCCAGACAGUAGAUUUAUGGGAAAAACAAAAUCUUCCUUCAGUUUGUAUUUGCCUUCAAUCAUUAGCCAGAAAGGCUUCUAAAUAUGGUUUGAAAAGCAUCGGUCCCAAAGAAGCUGACAGCAACGUUCGUCAGUUUUCGGACGAACAGCUGAAAGCUGGAAAUACAAUCAUUGGGCUUCAGUAUGGAUCGAACAAAGGCGCAACCCAAAGCGGAAUUAAUUUCGGAAAUACUCGUCAUAUGAUGGCGGAAAACAGAGCCACUAAAUCUGGUUUAGCAGCCGAAGCUCAUAGCAAAAUUCAAGCUAAAUAUGAUGUAGAAUUAGCCGGCGAAUUGUUGAGAUGGUUAAAAGAUGUUAUGGACAUAGACAUUGAUACUGAUGGCAAUCCGGAUAAUCUCUAUGCCAUCUUAAAAGAUGGACAAGUUCUAUGCAGGUUGAUCAACAUCUUCCAACCGGGUAGUAUUCCCGAGAAAAAAAUUAAUAAUACAAAAAUGGCAUUCAAAUGCAUGGAGAACAUUAAUAACUUCUUAGAGCAUGCCCGCAGAUUAGGAGUACCUGCGGAAGAAACUUUCCAGACAGUAGAUUUAUGGGAAAAACAAAAUCUUCCUUCAGUUUGUAUUUGCCUUCAAUCAUUAGCCAGAAAGGCUUCUAAAUAUGGUUUGAAAAGCAUCGGUCCCAAAGAAGCUGACAGCAACGUUCGUCAGUUUUCGGACGAACAGCUGAAAGCUGGAAAUACAAUCAUUGGGCUUCAGUAUGGAUCGAACAAAGGCGCAACCCAAAGCGGAAUUAAUUUCGGAAAUACUCGUCAUAUGUAA
Molecule: messenger RNA, 1269 nt
Organism: Centruroides sculpturatus (bark scorpion)
Lineage: Eukaryota; Metazoa; Arthropoda; Arachnida; Scorpiones; Buthidae
Product: rac guanine nucleotide exchange factor B-like
Exons: 8
Coding region: 127-1269 (380 amino acids)
Molecular function (GO): protein binding
Source: RefSeq, a predicted model, not a curated record